CAAACACGAUGGGAGCCCUCGUACUGAUGCCUUUACUCUUUAUUGGCAUGGACACUGCAGGAGCUGCUGUGAGACCUGCUGUGAUUUCCUUCUCUCCAAACUGGACCCCAAUAUUCUCUGGGGAGUCUGUAACUCUGACCUGUAAUGUGGCUCCUACUGCCCAAGGGAACCUGAGAUAUUCCUGGUACAGGGAUGGAUACCGGAUAUCUGGGGAUCAGCGGAGACUUGUCAUUCAGGCUGCCAGUUGGUCAGACAGAGGGAAUUACAAGUGUCAGGCUGGUGCCAGUGAGAAAAGUGAAUAUUUUAGACUGGCUGUGAUGAGUUCUGGUGAGUUAAUCAGAUCUGAUCUCUUCCCACAGUCUCUAUCACUAAGACCACUCCAGUAUAGUAUAGGUAUAAUAAUUGUGUUAUCUGUUUAUUUGCUUGGCCCCUUACAGUCCUCUGGCCAGACAGUCUGUCCUCACAGUCUUUUAGGGGUACUUAUGAAUUACCCCUACUGUGAAGGGUUUCCUCAGGGGAUUCUAAAAUUCUUACUGAAUUGGAAAGCCUAACCCUUUCUAUGCUGGACCUUCCCUCUAACCUAUUUUCAGAUAAGGAUAAUGGAGGGCACAGCUGAACUGAACAACCUUCAUUCAAGAUGCCCUGUAAAGCAAUAAUUUCUGCCUCUUAGUGGGUCACAAGGGGCCCUAAAUAUCCUAUUUGUCCGACCCCACAUUGCCAAUAAAUAUGUGAUGGCAGAGAAGCUCAUAAAGCGACAGUUUACCUUGAAAUAUACUUUAAUGGUGCCAUCAUUCUAAAAAAUGCAAUUAGUCUUCAUUUAUUCUUCAAUUAGAAUUAUAUUUUUGCUUUGUUGUUCUCAUGUGGUUGCCAAAUUGCCCCAGUGAUCAAAGCUCCAGCAUCUGAAAUCUUAAGAUUAAGGUAUGUUACUGUUCCUUAAAGGGAAAAUAAAUCCCCCUUUUUGACAUGAGCUCCAGAUAUUCAAUUGAGGUCAUAUUACAAAAUGCAUAAAAACUAUGUGAACUACCAGAAAUAAUUAUAUAUUUUAUUUUACACAGACAUAUCUGAUUCCUGAGAUUCAAUAUAUUUCAUGACAGUGUAUCUGUUUGUCAGUUCCCUGCCUUCCCUAAAGCUGGCCAUAGACUCAAAGAUCCGCUCGUUUGGUGACAUCGCCAAACGAGCGGAUCUUUCCCCGAUAUGCCACUAAACAGCAUGGUUAUAUCGGGGGUAAUUCGAACGUUCGGCCGUAUGGUUUGUCAAAGUAAUAAUGCUUUGCUUUUAAUAUGUGGAAUUAAGUAUAUUUGUGUAAAACAUUAGUGAUGGGCGAAUUUGGGGCGAAUUUGCGCGAUUCGCCGCCAGCGAAUUAAUUCGAGAAA
Messenger RNA from Xenopus laevis (African clawed frog), 1373 nucleotides. Its product is annotated as high affinity immunoglobulin epsilon receptor subunit alpha-like. The record is from RefSeq and is a predicted model, not a curated record. Bases 9 to 551 code for a protein of 180 amino acids. Lineage: Eukaryota; Metazoa; Chordata; Amphibia; Anura; Pipidae. The transcript is spliced from 3 exons.